Lathyrus sativus (Indian pea) is the source of this 1257-nucleotide messenger RNA. Lineage: Eukaryota; Viridiplantae; Streptophyta; Magnoliopsida; Fabales; Fabaceae. The record is from the annotation of a GenBank genome assembly.
AUGGAGAACUUAGCUUCGCUCGCAGCUUCAACUGGAACAUUUCCCACACACCAAUUCCCCUUUAAAAUUCAACACUCUUUCUUUCCGCUUCGAUUCACUUCCCGAACCACCUUCCUUCGAAUUCCACAUCUAUGUUGCCAAACCAGACAAUGUCGCUCCAACGCAUUUUCCACCAAACAAGACCUUAUCGCACUUCAACAAGAAGAAGAAGAAGAAGAUGAAGAAGAACAAACAGCUUCAUAUUCAGAUGAUGAUACAUCUUUCUUAUCCCUCAGCGAGAAACCCGACCGGAAUUUUGGUUUGCUGGAUGAUUAUGAAACUGAAGAACUCGAUUAUGAUUGCGGUCCUAAUCACCGAAGCGGGUAUGUGGCUUUAGUUGGAAAGCCGAAUGUUGGGAAGAGUACACUAGCAAACCAAAUGGUUGGCCAAAAAUUGUCUAUAGUUACGGAUAAACCUCAAACAACAAGGCAUCGGAUUCUUUGUAUAUGUUCUGGCUCAGAUUAUCAGAUGAUACUUUAUGAUACUCCUGGUGUUUUAGAAGAGCAAAGGCACAAGUUAGACUCAAUGAUGAUGCAAAAUGUUCGCAGUGCUGCAGUUAAUGCUGACUGUGUGCUGUUUCUCGUUGAUGCAAGUAAAGCGCCUGAAAAAAUCGAUGAAGUGUUAGGAGAAGGCAUGAGAAACUCGAAAGAUAAACCCCCCGUUCUAUUGAUUAUGAACAAGAAGGAUCUUAUCAAACCUGGUGAAGUUGCAAAGAAACUUGAGUGGUAUACAAAAUUUACUGAUGUUGAUGAGGUUAUACCAGUUAGUUCCAAGUACGGUCAGGGGGUUGAAGAUGUCAAGAACUGGAUACUAUCAAAGCUUCCUAAUGGACCAGCUUAUUAUCCAAAGGACAUUAUCAGUGAACAUCCUGAAAGAUUUUUUAUAGCUGAAAUCAUACGAGAAAAGAUUUUUUUGCAGUAUCGAAAUGAAAUCCCCUAUGUGUGUCAGGUGAAUGUUAAAAGCUAUAAGACCCGGCCAAAAGCAAAAGAUUUUAUACAAGUGGAGAUUUUGGUUGAGAGAAAGUCCCAAAAGAUUAUCGUUAUUGGAAGAGAAGGAAAAGCUUUAAAACUACUUGCAACAGCUUCCCGCCUUGACGUUGAACAUUUUCUGCAGAAGAAAGUUUUUCUUGAGAUUCAAGUAAAGAUUAAAGAAAAUUGGCGACAAGACGAAGGGUUUCUUAAGCACUCUGGUUAUGGGGGUCAAAUAGGUGUUGUAUAA